UGAGAAUUAAUGGGAAAAAAAAAGUCGAGCGGCAGUCUCAUUUCCUUUCCCACGCUUUAGUGUUGAACAUGACGCCCUCUGACGUCGUAUCGCAAACCACCUUCCCUGCUUUGUCCUUCUCGCUGCGUCAUUGAUUCUGGAGGCUCUUUCCUCAUCGAUCUCUCCCUCUCUCUCUCUCUCUCUCUCUCUUUCUUCCAAGCCGCAGCCUGCUCAGGAUUGGCUAUAGAGUUGUGGAGCUGAAUUGCAAAUGGAGGGACAGAGCCAGAAUCCAAGCAGUAUGAAUCUCUUUGACAUGUAUUUCCGGAGGGCAGAUUUGGACGGGGAUGGCAGAAUAAGCGGAGCUGAGGCUGUUGCCUUUUUUCAGGGCUCUAAUUUGCCGAAGAAUGUACUUGCUCAGGUAUGGAUGCAUGCAGAUCAAAAUCGAAUUGGUUUCCUUGGACGAGCAGAGUUUUAUAAUGCUCUCAAACUUGUUACUGUGGCACAAAGUAAGCGAGAACUGACCCCAGAUAUUGUGAAGGCAGCAUUAUAUGGUCCCGCUGCAGCUAAAAUUCCUGCCCCCAAAAUAAAUCUUGUGGCUACCCCUGCUCCACAAUCAACUUCUAACGUGGCAGCACCUGUCACACAGUUGGGUGGUGCUGCACCAGCAACAUCUCAAAACAUUGCCAUCAGGGGCCCGCAGUUGCUUGCAAAUGUAAACAUGGCUCAGCAGCAUAUUUCAUCUCAACAAAAUCAGUUCGUGAGGCCACCUCAGGGCAUACCUCCUAGCAUUGCUUCCCAUCCACAGCAGGGUGCUGCCAGCCAAGGAAUUCCUGGGGGAGGUAAUUUGAUAGCUCCUCAUCCGCUUAAUUCAAACAGCUCAGCUGAUUGGCUUAGUGGAAAUACUGGUGGGCUCCAAGUGGGAGUGGCUUCACAAAUUUCCGAUAGAGGGAUUAGUCCUUCCACUGCUCAGGAUGGAUUUGGGUUGGCAGCAUCAGGUUUGACUCCCUCUGCACAACUGAAACCACUGGCAACCACUGGGCUGACAGUCUCUGCUGCACAAAAGACGCAAGAUUUGGUGCCAUCACACAAGGUGGAAAGCAAUGAUUCUAAAACAUCAGGAGUUUCAGGAAAUGGGCUGUCUAAUGCAUUUCAUGGGGAUGCAUUUCCCAUGGCCAUCCCUCAACCAAAAGAAGAUUCCUCUGCUCCUACAUUUUCUGCAGGUAGCUUACCUGUGUCAUCAGCCAUUUUGGCAGUAUCUGCUGGGCCACAACCUGCAGUUAAGCCAAGUCAUCUUGAACCUUUGCAGAGCGUAUUUACCAAGGAACAUCUGGGUGGUCAACUUCAGCAAACUCAGCCAAUUAUAAAACAGAAUCAGCAAGUUCCUGCUCAAAGUAUGACUGCAUUUGCAUCAACAGGGUUUCCUAAAAAACCUGGGGAUUCUUCUUCUGGCCAGUCUCAGGUUCCAUGGCCUAGAAUGACUCAAUCUGCUGUUCAGAAGUAUACUAAAGUAUUUGUGGAAGUAGACACGGACAGAGAUGGAAAACUAACAGGCGAACAGGCACGAAACCUGUUUUUAAGUUGGAGGCUGCCGAGAGAGGUUUUAAAGCAGGUCUGGGACUUAUCUGAUCAAGACAAUGACAGCAUGCUCUCUUUGAGAGAGUUCUGUUUUGCACUUUAUUUGAUGGAGCGGUACAGGGAGGGCCGCUCUCUUCCUCCUGUGCUUCCAAACAGUGUCAUGUUUGAUGAGACCCUAUUACGCACCACUGGUCAACCUACAGCUGCAUAUGCCAAUGCAAGUUGGGGAUCCACUCCUGGUUUGCAACAACCACAGGGGCCGACUGGUGCAUGGUCAAUUACAAGCACUGCUGCUGUAAGGCCACCGAGUCAAAUUUCCACUCCACCGGCUGAUGCAGUUGUGCAGCCCAGUCCGCAGAAAAAAUCUAGAGUUCCCGUGUUGGAGAAGCAUCUUGUGGAUCAACUUAGUAAAGAGGAGCAGAAUUCACUUAACUCAAAAUUCCAGGAGGCUACCGAGGCAGAUAAAAAGGUAGAAGAAUUAGAAAAGGAGAUGCUAGAUUCUAGAGAGAAGACUGAGUUCUACCGCACCAAGAUGCAGGAACUGAUUCUAUACAAGAGUAGAUGUGACAAUCGAGUUAAUGAGGUAAUGGAAAGGGCAUCUGCUGAUAAACGCGAGGUUGAGUUGCUAAUGAAGAAGUAUGAAGAAAAAUACAAACAAGUUGGAGAUGUGGCCUCCAAAUUAACUAUUGAUGAGGCCACGUUUCGUGGUAUUCAGGAGAGAAAAAUGGAGUUAUAUCAGGCAAUUGUCAAAAUGGAGCAAGAGGGCAGUGCCAAUGGUACUCUUCAGGUUCAUGCUAAUCAUAUCCAAUCAGAUCUUGAGGAGCUACUGAAAGCUUUAAAUGAACGCUGCAAAAAAUAUGGGUUACAUGCUAAACCAACUACUCUUGUUGAGAUUCCCUUCGGUUGGCAACCUGGCAUCCAAGAAGGAGCAGCUGACUGGGAUGAAGAUUGGGAUGAGUUAGAAGAUGAAGGAUUCACAUUUGUCAAAGAGCUCACUCUUGAUGUGCAAAACGUAGUCGCUCCUCCAAGGGCAAAGUCUUCAUCAGUUCAGAAAGGAACAAGUUCUACUGAUGAGGGUAUAAUUGCUUCUUCAUCAAAUAAUGAUGGUAAGUUGAACAAGCUACCAAGUGCAAGUGAACAAAUGCCUGAGGAAGAAUCUGCAGAUGCCAUAGGCAAAGAUAGCUUCGUAAGAAGUCCACCCGACAGUCCAGCUGAGAGGAAUGUGUUGGCAAGCCCAUCUCAAGAAUUCCUUGAGACCCAGUCCACCAAGGGUAUUGGGGCCGAUGGCUCACCCCAUGUUAGAGACACGCAAAGCGAUCAUGGUGGUGCUGAAUCUGUGGUUUCUGGAGACAAAGGUUUUGAUGACCCCAGCUGGGGUGCAUUUGACACUCAUUAUGAUACAGACUCAGUAUGGGGUUUCAACCCUACUGGUACAAAGGAUACUGAUCAGGAGAGGCUAAGUGAGAAUUCAUUCUUUGGUUAUGGAGACCUUGGUCUAAACCCAUUAAGAACAAACUCCCCGCGCAUGGAUGACAUGUUCCAGAAGAAGGGCCCAUUUUCUUUUGUGGAUUCUGUUCCUGGCACUCCCCUCUUCAAUUCUGGAAACUCCCCAUCAAGGUUCAGCGAAGCAUCAGAGGACCACUCUUUCAACAGCUUCUCGAGGUUUGAUUCCUUCAGUAAGCACGACAGUGGAUUCUUCCCGCCACAGGACUCCUUUUCGAGAUUUGACUCCAUCCGCAGCUCUAGGGACUCCGAACAUGGUCGUGGGUUCCCAGCUUUUGACGACACGGAUCCAUUUGGCUCAACUGGGCUGUUCAAGACAUCAUCAGAUAGUCAAACUCCGAGGACGAAAGAAUCUGAUAAGUGGAGUGCUUUUUAGUAAGGUAAUUUCAUGUUUUUUUCUUCCUUAAAUUCAUAUAUGCUUAUCUUUUGCUUCUUUGAAUGCCCUUCUUUUUUUGGGUGAAAGGUUGUUCAUCUAUGUGGCUACAUGUAGGAGGUUGAGUGACUGAGUAGAAGUUGGCGAUAUGUGGGUGUAACCUCUGCUCAGUUUCUUCAAGUCUUCUUCUUCUUCUUCUUCUUCUUCUUCUUCCCUCUCUCUCUCUCUCUCUCUCUCUCUCUCCCCCAUGGUUUUCUAAGGAAGUAGUUUUUUGGUGUAAUCUGUAACUGAUUUCAUCCAUCUCAUUUGCACAUAUAAGUACAUGUAAUUUUGCUUUGGCUUUUAUUUUAUUUUAUUUUAUUUUCUGAAGAAAA
Molecule: messenger RNA, 3804 nt
Organism: Malania oleifera
Lineage: Eukaryota; Viridiplantae; Streptophyta; Magnoliopsida; Santalales; Ximeniaceae
Exons: 14
Coding region: 248-3433 (1061 amino acids)
Biological process (GO): endosomal transport; endocytosis
Cellular component (GO): plasma membrane; cytoplasm; nucleus
Molecular function (GO): protein binding; calcium ion binding
Source: RefSeq, a predicted model, not a curated record